CCUGGUAUGAUAUUAAUUCAACACUUAGACAUGUUUUCAAAUCCUUCAAGAUUAAAAAAGUUUCGAAAUCUCAGCAAUAAUCAAGGAGAUCAAUUCGAUACAUCUUCUUUACUUAGAAUAAAAUUUCACAUUUCAAUUGCUUAGAGAUUAAACUAAUAGUUUUAAUUCAGAUUUGAUUAAAUAAUUCAAUAUCUCAGUUAGUAAGAAAAAAGUUUAAGUGAUCACAUAAUACUAUUUAAAAUAAACUCUCAGAACUAAUGAAUUAAAUACUUGUAUUAUUCUUCUUAUACUUAUAUAAGCAUAAGUAAACACUUAUCAGUUGUUCGAACAAACUUCAAAUCGUUAACUAAUAUUUUUAUUUUAGACAAGUGAUUUAAUUCAUUCGUUAAUCGUUCGUGUUGAUCAAUCAGAAAUAAAAAUUCAUGAUAAAGAAAAAGAAUGUUCCAAUCUUGAAAAAAGUUUAAUAAAUCUUCAAUCUGAAAUUGAAUCUCGUGUUGAUUACAAUCAAUUUGAACGUUUAUGUGAUGAAUUACAACGCGCAUUAGAUCGAGAAAAACAAGCACAAGAAUUACUUAAUGAACAAAAUAAUCAAUUAAAAUCUUUAACUGAUAUUAUUCAUCAAACACAAAAUGAAAAAGAUUUUAUUCAAGAAAAAUUUAAUCAAAUUAUGCAAAAUGAAAUUCAUUCAAAAGAUAAAAUUCAACACUUAAAUAAAGCUCAUCAACAAAUGGAUGAAAAUGUUAAACGAGCUGAAAAAGCUAUUCGUCUUGUUGUCAGUGAUAAAGAAGCAAUUUCAGCAUAUUGUACUCGAAUUAAUUCUGUAUUGAAUGUAACUGAAAAACGUGGAGUCGAUAAUGUUGAACAGUUAAUAACGCAACUACAUGCACUUGCUCAACUUCCUCAAAAUUUUGAUCAAAAAAGAUCACCACCAGAAAUGGCUUUAUGUCAAAGCAUGGCUUUAGGAUUUGUUAAUUUAUUAAAUCGUUUAAAAGAAUUAUUAAAUACAAAUAGUAAAGAUAUUGAAUCAUUAAAAGAACAUUGUCAAAUGUUAACAGAACAAUUUCGACAAACAUCAGCAGAAGAAAUUUCACAGAUGGAUUCAUCACAAACAAUUAUUGUUCAAGCACAUCCUGUUAGAGUUCAAGUUAAUCAUCAUCCUCAAUCAGCUUUUAAACCAAUUAAAUCUGAACAACACGAUGAUUAA
Molecule: messenger RNA, 1204 nt
Organism: Adineta steineri
Lineage: Eukaryota; Metazoa; Rotifera; Eurotatoria; Adinetida; Adinetidae
Source: the annotation of a GenBank genome assembly